Molecule: messenger RNA, 1753 nt
Organism: Coffea eugenioides
Lineage: Eukaryota; Viridiplantae; Streptophyta; Magnoliopsida; Gentianales; Rubiaceae
Product: endo-1,4-beta-xylanase 5-like
Exons: 8
Biological process (GO): carbohydrate metabolic process
Molecular function (GO): hydrolase activity, hydrolyzing O-glycosyl compounds
Source: RefSeq, a predicted model, not a curated record
AUUAUUGUGGGAGCUCCUUGCAGAAACCAUAGUAUAGGCCAGUUCAGAAUCGAAUUAAUUGGGUGGAGAGAUUUCUAUGCAUUUUCAGCUUGUAGUGGACAGUAUGGACGAUCGCUUGUUAGCCUCUUUCUUGGUGAUGGACCUGUCUAUGACUAUUCUGCCUACACUGCAUGCAAAUCAGCACCAGAAGAUCCCCUAUACAAUGGUGGGAUUAUAAAGGAUCGAGUUCAUGGUAGAAGGCAUCACAAGCUCAGCUUGUCUGGAAGUCGAGAUAAUUCCCCUGCAGCAUUCGUCUUCUACAAUCUCCCCGAAACAGGUUGGCUAAAGGUAGAAGAUGUAGAUUCAUCCUCCAUACAGGCAAGCGUGACAACAGACAAAACGACGUAUCAAUGCGCGGGGACUGUAAUCGCAAGGCAAGACUGCUGGUCAUUUCUCAAAGGUGGCUUUGUACUCGACUCAACUUCGAAUUCUACUUUUCUGUUUCUUCAGGAUGCAGAUGGGGGAGAUGUCAAUAUAAGCAUAGCGAGCGCUUCUCUGCAGCCUUUCACUCAGGAGCAAUGGAGGAUAAACCAAGAAUAUAGUAUCAAUACUAAAAGAAAACGUGCCGCCAUGAUACACGUAGCAGAUGUCCAUGGACGGAGGUUGGAAGGAGCACUAGUUGAGGUGGAGCAAAUUUCAAGAGAGUUUCCUUUCGGAUCUGCAAUUGCCAGCACUAUCCUUGGAAAUUUGCCAUACCAGAACUGGUUUGUGGAGCGGUUCAAUGCUGCAGUAUUCGAAAACGAACUCAAGUGGUACGCAACAGAACCUCAGCAAGGAAUUGUCAACUACACAGUGCCAGAUCAGAUGUUGGAAUUUGCUCGUGCCAACCAAAUCAUGGUCAGAGGUCAUAACAUAUUCUGGGAGAACCCCAAGUAUUCACCUUCGUGGGUUCUCAAUCUCACCGGACCAGAGCUGAAGGUGGCUGUCAACUCACGCAUACAAAGUUUAAUGUCUCAAUACAAGAGUGAGUUCAUACACUGGGAUGUGAGCAAUGAAAUGCUUCAUUUCGACUUCUACGAGCAAAAACUCGGUCCGGAUGCCAGUCUGCAAUUUUUUGAAACAUCCCAUCAAGCAGACCCUUUAGCCACCUUGUUUAUGAAUGACUAUAAUGUGGUGGAGACUUGUUUUGACAUGAACUCCACCGUGGAUGCCUACAUAUCGAGGUUGAGAGAACUCGAGAGAGCCGGAGUUUCAAUGGACGGAAUUGGCCUAGAAAGUCACUUCACCAUUCCAAACCCUCCACUAAUGAGGGCAAUACUGGAUAAAUUGGCAACACUAAACCUUCCAAUUUGGCUUACAGAGGUAGACAUCAGCAAUACACUCGAUGAACAAACUCAGGCUAGGUAUCUUGAAGCGGUUCUGAGAGAGGGCUUCUCACAUCCUUCUGUAAAUGGCAUUAUGCUCUGGACAGCAUUACAUCCUAAUGGGUGUUAUCAAAUGUGCUUAACGGACAACAAUUUUCGCAACCUCCCAGCCGGGGAUGUUGUUGACAAUCUCCUCAAAGAAUGGCAAACUGGGGCGGUCGAGGGUCAAACAGAUGAUCAUGGUUCAUUUAGUUUCUACGGAUUCUUUGGUGAAUACAAGGUAACUGUUUGCUACGGCAACAGAACAGUCACCUCAACAUUCUCCCUUUGUCAAGGUGAUGAAACGAGACAUCUAAACAUUCAGCUGUAAAUCUUAGUAACAUCAACCAAUUACUAGAAUGGACUUCAUA